Molecule: messenger RNA, 4042 nt
Organism: Grammomys surdaster
Lineage: Eukaryota; Metazoa; Chordata; Mammalia; Rodentia; Muridae
Gene: Zmiz2
Product: zinc finger MIZ-type containing 2
Exons: 19
Coding region: 229-2991 (920 amino acids)
Biological process (GO): protein sumoylation; regulation of transcription by RNA polymerase II
Molecular function (GO): zinc ion binding; SUMO ligase activity
Source: RefSeq, a predicted model, not a curated record
GAAAGAGCUGCCAGCCAGGGGCUGGGUUGGUGCCUGUGUCCUGUGUCAGCCGUGUCGGUACAGCCGCCCUAAGGCCAAGCUGGUGGAUGGACUGCUGUUGUACAUCUGCUUCCUGACUUUCCCAGCCUCCGCCUCAAGAACACUUAGGCUCUGCUCCGACUCAGCAGCCGGAGCAGCAACUCCCAGAUAAGUUCCAGCACAUUGGGCCUGUAGGCUGCUCCAUCACCAAUGAACCCCAUGAACCCCAUGAAACCUGCCCUGCCCCCUGCACCACACGGUGAUGGUUCAUUUGCAUAUGAGUCUGUGCCUUGGCAACAAAGUGCCACUCAGCCAGCUGGGUCACUGUCCGUGGUCACUACUGUGUGGGGAGUUGGCAACGCAACUCAGAGCCAGGUUUUGGGUAACCCCAUGGGCCCUGCAGGAAGCCCCCCUGGUGGCUCCAUGAUGCCUGGUGUGGCAGGUGGCAGCUCUGCCUUGACCUCCCCGCAGUGCCUGGGACAGCAGGCGUUUGCUGAAGGCGGUGCUAGCAAGGGCUACGUACAGCAAGGCGUGUAUGGCCGAGGGGGCUACCCUGGGGGAUCCAGUUUCACUACUGGGUAUGCAGGUGCCCCUGGAGGCCUGGGGCUCCCCACACAUGCAGCACGGCCCUCAACUGACUUCACACAAGCAGCAGCUGCAGCUGCCAUGGCUGCUGCUGCAGCCACGGCCACAGCCACAGCUACAGCCACUGUGGCUGCCCUGCAAGAGAAGCAGAGCCAGGAGCUAAGCCAAUAUGGAGCGAUGGGGACUGGGCAGUCUUUUAACAGCCAGUUUCUGCAGCAUGGAGGUCCUCGAGGACCCAGUGUACCUCCUGGCAUGAACCCUUCGGGCAUGGGAGGAAUGAUGGGCCCCUCUGGCCUAUCCUCCAUGGCCAUGAAUCCUACCCGGGCAGCAGGCAUGACACCCUUAUAUGCAGGACAGCGACUGCCUCAGCAUGGGUACCCUGGGCCUCCCCAGGGGCAGCCACUGCCUCGACAGGGCGUCAAGAGAGCUUACUCAGAGGUGUAUCCUGGACAGCAGUAUCUGCAAGGAGGCCAGUAUGCAGCCAGCACUGCCCAGUAUGCUCCUGGCCCUGGGCAGCCCCCUGGCCCUGCAUCCUCCUACGGAGGACACAGACUACCCCUGCAACAGGGUAUGGCCCAGUCCCUGUCUGCCCCUGGCCCUGCGGGACUGCAUUACAAGCCCACAGAGCAGUUCAACGGGCAGGGCGCCAGCUUCAACGGGGGCGGCAUCAGCUACAGCCAGCCUGGCUUGAGUGGGCCUUCCCGCUCCAUCCCUGGUUACCCCAGCUCCCCACUGCCGGGGAAUCCCACACCACCCAUGACGCCUAGCAGCAAUGUUCCCUACAUGUCCCCAAGCCAGGAAGUCAAGUCUCCUUUCCUGCCUGACCUCAAGCCAGGCCUCACCUCCUUGCACCCAUCACCCUCUGGAAGUGUCCCCUGUGAUGAGUUGCGCCUGACCUUCCCAGUUCGAGAUGGGGUGGUUCUGGAGCCCUUCCGCCUACAGCACAACCUGGCUGUGAGCAACCAUGUCUUCCAGCUCCGAGAUUCUGUCUAUAAGACCCUGAUGCUGAGGCCUGACCUGGAGCUGCAGUUCAAGUGCUACCACCAUGAGGACCGGCAGAUGAACACCAACUGGCCAGCAUCUGUGCAGGUCAGCGUCAAUGCCACACCUCUCAGCAUCGAGCGUGGAGACAACAAGACCUCGCACAAGCCCCUCUACCUGAAGCAUGUGUGCCAGCCAGGUCGCAACACCAUCCAGAUCACUGUCACCGCCUGCUGCUGUUCCCACCUCUUCGUGCUGCAGCUGGUGCACCGUCCGUCUGUCCGCUCUGUGCUGCAGGGCCUCCUCAAGAAGCGCCUCUUGCCAGCUGAGCACUGCAUCACCAAGAUAAAGCGGAACUUCAGUAGCGGCACCAUCCCCGGCACCCCUGGGCCCAAUGGAGAGGAUGGGGUGGAGCAGACGGCUAUCAAGGUGUCCCUGAAGUGCCCCAUCACCUUCCGCAGGAUUCAGCUCCCAGCCCGUGGUCACGACUGUCGCCACAUACAGUGCUUUGACCUGGAGUCAUACUUACAGCUCAACUGUGAGCGGGGGACCUGGAGGUGCCCGGUGUGCAACAAGACAGCAUUGCUGGAGGGCCUGGAGGUGGAUCAGUAUAUGCUAGGCAUCCUGAUUUAUAUUCAGAACUCAGACUACGAGGAGAUCACCAUUGACCCCACGUGCAGCUGGAAGCCAGUGCCUGUGAAGCCUGACCUGCACAUCAAGGAGGAGCCAGACGGGCCAGUGCUGAAGCGCUGCCGCACUGUGAGCCCUGCCCAUGUGCUCAUGCCCAGUGUGAUGGAGAUGAUUGCAGCCCUGGGCCCUGGCGCUGCCCCCUUUGCCCCACUGCAGCCCCCUUCGGCCCCUGCCCCCAGCGACUAUCCCAGCCAGGCUUCCAACUUCCUGGGGCCUGGAACCUUCCCGGAAUCCUUCCCAUCGGCCACACCCACCACCCCAAACCUUGCUGAGUUCACCCAGGGGCCACCCCCACUCUCCUACCAGUCUGACAUUCCCAGUAGCCUCCUGACUCCAGACAAGUCUGCUCCUUGCCUCCCAGGCCAGAUGGCACCAGCAGGCCACCUGGACCCAGCCCAUAAUCCUGGACCACCAGGACUGCACACUCCCAACCUCGGGCCCACCCCAAGCACCCAGCUACACCAUCCAAACCCUUCCCCUGCAUCCCGGCAGCCUCUGGGCCAACCAAACACAGGGCCCAUCAGUGAACUGGCCUUCAAUCCUGCCACGGGCAUGAUGGGGCCUCCCAGCAUGACUGGGGCAGGGGAGGCCUCAGAACCAGCUCUGGAUCUGCUCCCAGAACUGACCAAUCCUGAUGAGCUGCUCUCCUACCUGGGUCCACCUGACCUCCCCACGAACAGCAGUGAUGACCUGCUCUCGCUCUUUGAGAACAACUGAUCCUGUGUUAACCCCUGGUCUGCUGAAGACACACUCAAAGAUAACACCACAGCCUUCCCUUCUCACCCAGCCCCACAGGAUGCCUGCCGAUUCCCCCUGAAUCUCCCAAUGCACACACCCUGAGCUGGGGCCUGCCACUGCCAGCCCCUGAUAAACUGGAAGCAGCCCUGUGUUCCAAGGGGCCCCAGGCCAGUGGUCCUCACACCCGCCCUCCAUCAAGCUCCCUGCUGCAGAAUGGUUCUUGUGAGGCAGGCCCCGACAGCCCCAUGUGCACAACCCUCUGCCCCAGACUCAUGGCCUUGCACUUGUCCUUCACCCUGCCUGCUCCUACCCAGCCUGCAUUGUCCAGCAAUGAUCCUUCUGUUUCUGCUGCUCCUCAGAAGAGCUGGCUGGCGAGGCUGGCUCUGUACCCUUGGUCUGCAGCUCCAGUGGCCUGAGCCUGGCAGCCUCAGAACCAUACAGAGCACCAGCCUGUGGGGGCCUGGCGCUCCCACCCAGCUGAAUCUGGUUCAGGGGUUCCUCCCUCCACCCUGAGCUUGAGGCUGAGGCUGGGGUGGGAGCAAUAAAGCACAACAAUGUACAUAGUGUAGAAAUGCCAACAGCGGGGAGGGAGGGACAGCUACUUACGUCAGCACGCUCCUCUGUGGACUGGCCUGCGCCUUCCAUGUGGUGUCUGCCCUUACUGAGCACAGACAGCUCAGGGGGAGGUUCAACUCCUCUAGGGGUGGGCUUUCAGACUCAGCUCUAUGUAAAUUCUCCAGUGAGCUGCUCCCCCAAGUUUCUCUUUUCUGUGGAAGUGAAGAAUUAGUACAGCUGUGUUUUUUAAACCACCUCAUCUCCACCCUGCGGCCCACACCCAGGUGGGGGAAGCCAUUGCAUCUGCUGGCAAAGCGCCUGGGCCUGCAAGCAGGGUGCUGGCCUGUCGUGUCUCCUGUCUGUGCAAUCUAUUAAAGGACUCCCUCUUGGUGGGCCUGGCUGAGUCCUUCCUUUGUGCUGAGGGGCUGUGGCCUUCCUGUUCUUAGCACCCCAAAUAAAAAUCUAGAUGUUUUCA